GCAAGAGCACCAAAGGAAGGAGAACAGAUUCAUCUCCACACUACAACUGUCGCGUUGGCCGCAGGAAUUAACUUGAUCCUAUAGCAGUUCAACCUCCAAUGGCGUCACACAGUUGCAAUGCUGGAUUGGAAGAAUAUGACAUCAUCAGUGAAGAGGACAUGGAAGAGUUUAAGGAAGCUCUUCAAGAGGGGAGAAUGAUGGAUGUGGUAUCCAAGGCCAUCAAAAACUUGCAGGCCUUGGAAAAUGCCCGCCUGAACAUUGCGGUGACGGGAGAGUGUGGCUCUGGCAAGUCCUCCUUCGUCAAUGCCAUUCGGGGCUUAGGGGAUGACGAGGAUGGUGCUGCACCCACUGGGGUAGUGGAGACCACAACAGUUCCCACUCCUUACCCACACCCCAAGCAUCCCAAUGUGAUUCUGUGGGACCUGCCUGGAAUAGGCACCCCAGAGUUCCAGCCCAGCACUUACCUGGAAAAAGUGGGCUUCUCUCGCUAUGACUUCUUUAUUCUAAUUGCCUCAGAGCGCUUCAGAUCCAACCAUGCCGAUCUGGCACAUGAGAUCCAGAAGCAAGGCAAACACUUCUACUUUGUGCGCUCCAAAGUGGAUGCAGAUGUGGUGGCGUCUAAAGAGCGACGCAAACAAAAUGAGGAGGCAGUGCUGAUCCAGAUUCGAGAAAAUUGCAGAGAGUUCCUGUUGAAAGAAGGAAUCGUUUCUCCCCAGGUCUUCCUCCUGUCCAGCUGGAAGCUGGACAAGUAUGACUUCAUGGAGCUGGAAGAGACCUUGGAGAAGGAGCUGCCAAGGCAGAAGAAGCAUGCCUUCCUCAUGGCCCUGCCCAACAUCUCACUAGUUAUCUUGCAGAAGAAGAAGGAGGCCUUGCAGAAACAGAUCUGGAAGCUGGCGACUAUCUCAUGUGGGGUGGCUGCCAUGCCCAUCCCUGGUCUUUCAGUAGCCUGUGAUGUGGCUAUCCUGGUUAAGUCUCUCUCGGAGUAUCGCCAAAACUUUGGCCUGGAUGAGGAGUCCCUCAACAAGUUGGCUGAGAAGGUGGCCAAGCCUGUGGAGGAGAUCAAAGAGGCGAUCAAGUCACCGUUGGCCAAAGAGAUCUCCAGGGACUUGGUGGUGAAGAUGUUGACCAAGGCUGGUGGUGGGGCAUUGAUGUUAAUGGAGUAUUUAGCUAGCAACAUACCCAUAUUUGGCUCCUUGGCAGCUGGAGGGAUUUCCUUUGGAACCACCUUCUAUAUGCUCUCGAGCUUCCUUAAUGAAGUGGCAAGAGAUGCUCAAAAUGUUCUCAUCAAAGCCCUAGAAUCCAAUGUUUAAAAGGUUCAGAUCUUAAUGAAUUGUUUAUGCUUUGAUAGCAAGAGAUAUAUCCUCAGAAGAUUCCCUACCCUUUCCUUUCUUUUCUCCUAGGUAGGUUGUAUCUUAUUAUGUUAAAGUUAUGUUUAAGGGAUCUCCCCCCACCCCCCGGCUUUCCUUUCAUACUCACAUAUAUAAUUGCUAUCCUUGAUUAUGUUAUCUGCAUUGUUGUAAUUCUGUUGAAAUAAAAGGCAAGGGGGGGGGACGCUGAAGGAAUUAAUAAAAGCUGAAUUAAGCUAGGCCUGCAAAUAGUUGGCGUGCAAAUAAUACAGUGUCAUUGUGGUCCUGUCCUGCUGAUGAUGGAUCUUACAGGACUUCUAUGUAAACCAACUGAUCUGUUUAGGUAGGUUACAGACAGGCAGCACAGAACCUUGGGCUAGUGCAAUCUGCCCAGCGUGAAGCUUCAAGACUGGUUACUGGUUGCCAAACAGCCAAUAGGGACUCUGCAUAUACCACACAGUACAGUAAACCUCAGUGCAUGGAGAAGGCCUCAGGAAGCUUCUGAAGAUCCUGUUUUAUGGCUUGUAUUAAAUAAUCAUGCCUUU
Molecule: messenger RNA, 1891 nt
Organism: Hemicordylus capensis (graceful crag lizard)
Lineage: Eukaryota; Metazoa; Chordata; Lepidosauria; Squamata; Cordylidae
Product: interferon-inducible GTPase 5-like
Exons: 2
Coding region: 99-1310 (403 amino acids)
Cellular component (GO): membrane
Molecular function (GO): GTPase activity; GTP binding
Source: RefSeq, a predicted model, not a curated record